UCUACACAAACUUCUCCUGCAUGUCUUCUCGAGGCUGGCGACGAGAGUGUUUGUUCCAGCACACAAAAACGUGGUCGCAAGUUUUCAAAACGUCCUUCCCGAGGCUUUUCUCCCACAGCAGAUUAUAUUUUGCUGCAAAACCAAACAGAGGAAGAGUUUGAAAAGUAGCCUUGUGAGAGAAAGUGCGGAGCAGAGACCAACACAGGAUUCCUGGAAACUUUACUCAACUCUCCGAGCGUGCUGUCAGCAUGACAGAGAAACGUCCGCUGGACACCCUGGAGGACAGAGCCUGGCUAGGCGAGGGCCAAUCUGAAACUCAGCUUACAGCUGUGCCCGGUCUGGAUGAAGCUGAGACGUGCGAGGCAGACCGACCAGCCUGGGACUCUAAGGUCCAGUAUGUGUUGGCCCAGGUGGGAUUCAGUGUGGGCCUCGGGAAUGUGUGGAGGUUCCCUUACCUUUGCCACCAAAAUGGUGGAGGGGCCUUCAUGCUGCUGUAUGUUUUUCUUUUACUGAUUGUGGGAGUUCCACUCUUUUUUAUGGAGUUGGCAGCCGGCCAAAGCAUUCGCCAGGGCAGCAUCGGUGUUUGGAAGCACAUCUCCCCAAAGCUGGCCGGGAUUGGUUACUCCAGCUGCAUGGUCUGUUUUUAUGUUGCUUUAUAUUACAAUGUUAUAAUUGCGUGGAGCCUCUUCUACCUGGGUAAUUCUUUUCAAUAUCCCCUGCCCUGGGAGCAUUGUCCAAUUGAUGUAUCCACCAAUGCAACAGUGAAAGAAUGUGCCGCUUCUUCACCCACUUCAUACUUCUGGUUUCGGAAAGCCCUUAACAUCACAAACUGCAUUGAUGAAUCUGGAGAGUUUAACCCCAUCAUGACAGGCUGUUUAUUGGCCGCUUGGGCAAUCGUGUCCCUGGCUAUGAUCAAGGGUAUCAAGUCUUCUGCAAAGGUGAUGUACUUUUCCUCAGUUUUUCCCUAUGUGGUGCUUUUUAUUUUCCUCAUCAGAGGGUUGAUGUUAGACGGUGCGAUGGACGGAAUCACCUACAUGUUCUAUCCUAGAUUAGAAAUCUUGGGGAGUGUGCAGGUGUGGCGCCAGGCUGCUACACAAGUGUUUUUUGCUCUCGGACUCGGCUAUGGCUCAGUGAUCGCUUAUUCCUCCUACAAUCCAGUGAACAACAACUGCCACCGGGAUGCCAUCAUGGUCUCGGGCAUCAACUUCAUGACGUCUGUGCUGGCCUCGCUGGUGGUUUUCGUCGUGCUGGGUUUCCGUGCCAAGACCAUUGCAAUGCGCUGCGUGGCUGAAAAUCUUGGUCUCCUGAGCCACAUGGGGUCUAACCAGUACUUUGAUCCUUGGAUCAACGCGACUGACCCAAGCUCCGUGUCUUUAGUUGAAUACAGACACUGGUUCAGUCACCACAGCUCCAUGCUGGGUCCUAACAUCACCGACUGCAGCCUGGAAGAGGAGAUGAAUAAGGGUAUUGAAGGGACAGGCCUGGCAUUCAUAGCGUUCACUGAGGUGAUGGCCCUUUUCCCUGCCAGCCCCUUCUGGUCCACACUGUUUUUCCUAAUGCUGCUAAACCUGGGCCUCAGCACCAUGUUUGGGACCAUGCAGGGAAUCCUCACACCUCUCAUGGACAAUUUUACCUUCUUGGGCCGCCACCGAACCAUCCUCACUGUGUCCAGCUGUGCUUUGGGGUUUGUAAUAGGACUGUUGUUCACUCAGCGCUCAGGCAACUAUUUUGUUACUAUGUUUGACGACUACUCUGCAACACUACCUUUAGUCAUUGUAGUGAUAUUUGAAACCAUUGCUGUGUCGUGGGUUUAUGGAACAGAUCGCUUCCUGGAUGACAUUGAAGUUAUGCUCAAGUGGCGCCCUCCGGUGGUGUAUAAGUAUGUUUGGAAAUAUGUUUGUUUGCUGGCAAUGGUUGGUCUUCUUGCUGCAAGCUUUACUCGCAUGGUUUUCAAAAGGCCCACGUACACCGCCUGGAAUCAAGCCACAGGCUCUGAGAUGACUCUCGAGUACCCAGGUUGGGCUCUCGGUAUGAUCGUCAUGCUAAUAGUCUUUGCCAGCUUGCCGGUGCCAAUUGGCUACAUCCAUUCCGUGUGGAAAAACCGCACGGCCCGUAACCCUCUCUCUGAGGAGGGAGUAGGCCAAGAGUUGCACCGCGAGUUGUACACCAAGUGCAGCUCUGCCGAUCAUUUGGAGUCUCUCCCCAGAGACCCUUCUGAGGAAAACGAGGCUCCUCCCAGAACAGCCUUCCUGCCCCUGGGCAAUGAACACUACCGGCUCCUGCAGCAGCAGGAGGAGGAUGAUGAAGAAGAAGACACAGUGGUGUGAGCACGACUAUGGAGGAGGAUAUGUAUCGAUGUUGAAUCUAAAAAGAGUGUACAAACAGGAACCUGCAAGAGAAAUAGUAAAGUGUAGGCAGCAAACAGAUUUAUGUAUCAUCGGAGGAAGAGUUGUUUCAUCCCAUUUUAUCAAAUUCAGCAAGUUAUACAUUGUUGAAGAAACCAAAGUGAUUUGAACUAUUUAUGUUUUUAAAUAUACAUGACCAGUCAAAAUAAACAUUUUAGAUUCUCUAGUUAUAAAACUACAACACCUAGUACCUCACUCCAUUCAUUUUCUGAACCACUCGCACUGUUCAGAAAAUUAAAACACUCCCUGAAACAUAAAAUAAAAAUGAAGCAAGGAUUUUAUGGAAGGAUUUAGAGUAGGAAAUUGACAAGCCACCAGCAAAUCAAAUAUGGAUGGUCUAUUGUUUCUGUGAAUCUGUUUUAUCAUGUAGGGGUUAUAGUUCUAAUGAGUUUUAGCAACAUGCCAAGAAUGUAUUUGCAUGAAAAUAUUGUGUGUGUGUGUGUGUGUGUGUGUGUGUGUGUGUGUGUGUGUGUGUGUGUGUGUGUGUGUGUGUGUGUGUGUGUGUGUGUGUGUGUGUGUGUGUGUGUGUGUGUGUGUGUGUGUGUGUGUGUGUGUGUGUGUGUGUGUGUGUGUGUGUGUGUGUGUGUGUUUGUUAAUUUCUGUUGUGAAUGUUUAUAUGUACAAAGGCAACGUUGAUAUGUCAGUGAAAAACUUUAUUUGGCAUUGUAUUUGUAACAUUUUACCUCAUGAGACCUCAGUAAUGUUUUUACUCAGUGCAGCAGUGUUGAACUGUCCUAGAUGAGGUGUCUAAUAAACCUCUAGAUGGCAGCAGCCUGAUUUGAUGAUGUCUUUUUUUGAUUCACACAUCCACUCAAAACCUAGGCUGUUAACACCUUCACUUAGAUCAAACAUACCAUUGAUGAGGACAUUGAGUUUGAAUUUUAAAAAAGUGUAUGUUUA
Molecule: messenger RNA, 3305 nt
Organism: Eleginops maclovinus (Patagonian blennie)
Lineage: Eukaryota; Metazoa; Chordata; Actinopteri; Perciformes; Eleginopidae
Gene: slc6a16a
Product: solute carrier family 6 member 16a
Exons: 12
Coding region: 249-2327 (692 amino acids)
Biological process (GO): sodium ion transmembrane transport
Cellular component (GO): plasma membrane
Source: RefSeq, a predicted model, not a curated record